AAGACGAUGGCUUGCGAAGUGAAACACUGUGGAGAAAUUCGUGAUUUUAGGAAAGUUCAGGAAUACUUUGGACUCGGACACGAUGACAACUGGUUAAAUGCGGUGAAUCAUUCUAUAUCACCCACUGGGGAACUGAUUGCUGUGGCCCAGGGUGAGAAGUUGGCGUUCCUCUCUACCUGUUGGAACAGCCAUGGAAAUGCCAACACCUACGUCAUGAGCUGGUGUGGCGAGCUGGAGGAUCACAACCAAAUCGUAACCAGUCUUACGUGUCUACCGAUGACCCACAACCGGAGUUCUGAUGGCGCUAUUGAAUGGACCUGCGUGGCAGUUGGCCUUGCUUCGGGAAUGGUUGUAUUCUACACUGACUCGGGCGUAAAGCUCUUCUCUCAAUGCUGCCAGGAUGAUCCGGUCAUAGGAAUCAAGCUGCAGUCUGCACCACGUCAUUCCGAGGCUGAUUCUCUGCUCUACAUAGUUUAUCCGCGCUGCCUGUGCUUCAUCCAAGGCCAGGAUAUUCUACCCACACUGACCAACUGUCGACAUAAUGUACAAAGAAGUGCCCUGGAGCGAAGUACUUAUCCCACGGCGGAUGUUGUACCAUUCCAAAAAUACAAAUUCAAGCAGGAGCGAGCGGCUGUCAUCAACGACGCCGCUAUAUCCAGCACCCAGAGACCUCCUACAUACGACUACAUUGUUCAGCAGACUAUCGGUCUUGGUUACUUCGCCAAAGUGCACGCAACGCCUCCAAGGAGCUCACAGGUUCUGGCCGCCGGUGCAGAGCCCUAUUUGGGUUUCUUUCAGGCGGAGGAGGGUUACAAAACGAUGUCCAUAGGUGAGGUUGCCAAAGAUGUCAUCGGAAUAGCGUACAAAAACCUGUUAGGUGGAAUCUUUCGGCGUGCCCCAGAGCCACUGCCAUCACCGGAAGAAUCGCCAUUGCCAGUGCCCACAAAGGAGGCGCCGAUGAGGGUUCGCUGUCGCCUGUACGACGGAAAAAGGGAUGGGCUGACCCUGGCUGUGGCACCUGGUGGACGUCUGGCUGUCGUUACUGAUAAUCUGGACCGCGUAAUGUUGGUGGACACGCAACAGGCCAUUAUCCUGCGUGUGUGGAAGGGCUAUCGGGAUGCCCAGUGCGCUUUCGUUCCAGUCAAGGAAAAAUCAGUGCGUGGAAUUAAGACGCACAAGCGAAAGGCUUUGUUCCUGGUGAUCUACGCUCCUCGAUUGGGGUGCCUGGACAUCUGGGCUUUGCAAAACGGGCCAAAGGUAGCUGCUUUCAACGUCUCUAAGAGCGGACAAUUAAUAUACAACAAUCACAGUGCGCUGGGCGCUAGUGCGAGUGGUGGAUCUGCUGGUAGUAGCGGUCAGUCGCGAAAGGCUUUAUCUAUUAACCACUGCCUGUUCCUGGAUCCUAGUGACGGCAGCAUAAAGGAGGUGCACAUUCCCUUUCACUAUGCUCUCAGCGAGACCAGUUCCCAAACAUCGCGAGAUAUCCAUAUGCUAAGGCGCCUAAGAAAUCAGUUGAGAACCUUAAAUCAUGGCGAUACCAAGGAGGCAGUUCUGGCGGAGAUUGGCGAACUGGCUAGUGAACUACAGACCUUGGAGGUCCGACAACAAUGCCUUGAGAUGUUGCUUAAGAGCAAGAAGCUGCAGCCACAGGUAUUUCAGUGCAUCAUUAAUGCCUUCAUUGAGAAACCUCUCCCUGAGGCAACAAUCUCCGAGGAAUUUGUUAAUCAAAUUGAAAACUACAAACGCUUGACGGAUCUUUACUUGGCCUUAAGUCGAGCAAAUCAGCGGGGAGACUAUGAGCCACCUGUGGAACAUAUAGAGCUCUCUGACGCUGAUCUGGUUACCAUAAAUAAGUUGGUUUUGCUCCUAGAUGAUGGCACGGAAAAUGAAAAGACUGCCACGACUCGCGAAGUAAGCUUUAAGCUACAGGAGGAGCACAAGACCGAAGAGUUUGUCGACUACCUUAGCAUAUUUAACAUUGACAAUCCGGAUGGCAUCAGUCUUUUAGAAGAUAAGUCGGAAAAGUUUGGAUCUGUUAGUAUUGAUCUUUUUAGCCAGUUUUUUGCCCAAGGCCUGUGCUUUAGUCAGUUUAAACAGUGGAUCAAUCAGGCCUGCCUACCCAGCCGAGAUUUGCUAAAGUUGAUUAUUUGGUUCUGGCUUGAAAAGCCGUUUAAGUACAAUAACUGUGAUGAAGUGGUAGAUGACAUGUCUAGGAUAGCUGCUAUGGUGCAGACUAUUUGUGACUUGGCUGGUGAACAUAUCCAUGACUACGCCUACAAUGCCAUCUCACCGUGGUGGCAGGAGGUGCGAGAACUUCUCUUGGAAAGCAAACAGUUUUCUGGCUUGUUGGUGGCCAUCGUCUGCAAAACGGUGGCCAGUAAUUUGUGGCGCAACAGAAAAGAGGGAUCUUGUGAUGAGUCCUUACAGAACGAGGAGGAGGAGCGCUGGGAACGCAUCUCUCACGAUGAGGCCCAGUGGGGAUUGCUUACUGGCAAGCUGGAGGAUGUGGCGGUGCUGGGAGCCAUACUGGGCAAACCACUCACAUGUCGAGAACCUGUAGGUCCAGAGAUGUCCUACGAAGCCCCAGACUGCAGCCUGAAAAGCAUUGUGAGCGGCGGCAAGGGCAUCGUCACCGAACUGACGGCUAAGUGGCUGAUCAGUGCACAACUGCACCCAAGUAAAAUUUUGGAGAUCUCAGCGCCGGAGAACGAGUCGGACGAAGAAUCUAAAACGAAGUCGAAGACUGAGUCGAAUAAGGAACCCACCAGUGAAGAAGCAGAAUCAGAAGAGGACUUGGAAGUCGGGAAGGAAGUGCAGGUGCCCUGCAAAGAUGGCCAUGAACCGAUUCUCGAGCGAUUGGCUCUGCUGCGUGCCCACUUUCCCUUUAGUUUGGAAUCGGGCGUGCUAUUAAGUCUCAUGUCCUGGCAAUACAUGGUUCAGUGGAGCAAGCAACUAUCUUCUCUGGAUCACCUAAAGGCAGCUUUGCUUUGUUUACAACAGUUCCGUACACCAGACUGGGCUCUGAAGCAUGGAAUCUGUUGCAUGCUUUGGAAUGCCACCCUAAAGUUUCCACUCCAGGCGGCGGCCAAGUUGAUUCAGAAGGUGGGCCGACUACCGGUGGACAAGAUGUGCCAGCAAGAUCUGGAGAUGUCAGCGGGAAAAGUGCCAGAGUUUCUCGAACUCAGCCUUGAAUUCCUCCAACAUUUCUCAACUUCCAUGGAGCACGAUAAGCGGGAACUGAACUUCGAGCAGUCCUUAAGUGAGGGAGCUCUGCCCCUGCAAUUCCUGGCCCUUCAGCAGCAUCACGCUAUGCCUCAGUUGCUACGCCUGCAAACGGAACUGUGUAGUGUGCUUCACUUCGUGUCCUUCUUCCAGCUGCGCAUUCCCAAACCUCUGACCACGCUCUUCGACUCAAUGAGCAACAAAGCUCUGCUAGCAGACAUCAACAAGGAGCUACCAUACGUUCUACCAGCACCAGAUCUCGUUCUGCAACAGCAGCGCACUGACUUUCUAUGUCGCCUUGUUGCCGCCACAAUGGACCUGAUUAGAGAGGAUCUGGAGCAGCUGUAUAUACUAGAUCAUGUAUUCUACAUGUCCAAGAUAUGUACUCUGGCCGACAGCUGGGAAGUUGACAAACUUCCAAUCCUUAGACGACAGGUGGUAGAACUGUACGCUUUUGGGUAUGAUGCCGAGGCCCAGGUGCUGCUCCACGACAUCAGCGAAGACGAGGAGCUGGGUCGACUUCUGCUUGAGAUAGCCGGCCGAAGGCUCAAUCUCUACGCCGAGAACUCGCAAGCCACGUUUCUGAAGAUUGCCUCUGUAGGCCAUCAAUUGCUGGCCUACUUGGACAACCUGAAGGAGCCAAUGACUGAACACAACAUUCAGAUUGCGGCCACUAAGCCGAACGAGAUUGAUGUGGCCGCUCUGGACAAGCUGCUGUCCCACGCCUACAAAUGCCUGUGCCGGCGAGAGUCAAAGCAACUACCAAUCAUUGCCCAGAUGUACAACGCCGUGCGUAUCCUGCAGAACUGAGAGUGAGGAUGACAAGGAAACACUGUUAUUUAACAUCAAUCGCAAGAUUUUUUUAUGAAAAGAACAUUUUAAAGCGCUUUAAUGAAUGACAACAUAUUAACCUUAGUAGCAUGAACAAAACGGGCAACACCGACCACAUUGAUUUAAAUGAAAUGAUGAUAGAUUGAACUUGAAAGGAUUUAGCAGACUGGAGCAAACCUCCGAAGAAAAUCAAAAAAUAUAUAUUUAAUUAAAUAUUAUAUUAGUUA
Molecule: messenger RNA, 4280 nt
Organism: Drosophila eugracilis
Lineage: Eukaryota; Metazoa; Arthropoda; Insecta; Diptera; Drosophilidae
Gene: Rab3-GAP
Product: rab3 GTPase-activating protein regulatory subunit
Biological process (GO): regulation of GTPase activity
Source: RefSeq, a predicted model, not a curated record